AUGGCGGACCGAGAGCCUUCAACCAAAGAAAACACUUUGUCCAGGCCGCUGGAGAUCCCAGACAAUGACUGGAAAAUCAGCCUCUAUGAUCCUGGCGAUGAUAUGGACGGUACCCGAGCAUAUCUUCUCCCCUGUGACAUGUUCGGCCGCACCCGAUACCGCUUGAACCUGAUGGAACAGGGACACGAUCCUCUUGAUCUCGCCGAUUACGAAGAGUGCAACCCAACUUGUUGGAAGUUCUUCGGGUUGUGCACUGGAGGUUUAUACAUCGGCAGCGGCAUCUACACCGGAAAAGAGACGACCAGGAUCCGUGAAAAGUAUGGCAUCAAGGGCACAACAGGAGACGAUAUUACCAAAGGCAUCCUCUGUCAGCCAUGUUCCCUGAUUCGAAAUGACCUCGAGAUCCGCCAGCGUGAGAGCAUGAAACGAGAGGCCGAUCUCCCUCCUCCGCGGCCCAUCGGUGAGAGCUACCAGCCCAUCUUCGCCAUCAAGCCCGAUGGCUACAAGUCGGAACCGCGAAUGACUACUCCCCGAGGCAUCCUGAAGCCGAUCACGUCUCCGGAAACGUCAUCUCCGCCGGAUGGCCAGCCUACUCUUCGGGAAGUGCGCUUCCACGAACCAGGACAGGCAAAUGCACCCAAUGUUGCUGCCUCGCAUCCUACUGAAGUUGGCUAUGUUUCUCAAUCCCCCGUUAGCCCUGGCACCGAGGCUGGUCCCUCGAAUGUCAACCAACGACGCAACAGAGAAGGAACUUUGACUCCCAUCGAAGAAGCAGAGAAUCAAGCUGUGGAAGAAAGGAAGAGGAGCACCAUUUUGGGCCCGGCAAUGAACACCUUCCAAAGAACGACAAGCCCUCCUGUCAUGCACGUCACCACCAGCAAUGCCCCCAUCCAGGCGCCAAUUCCGACUCGUGACCACGACAGAUCUAGAAAACGUCGAAGCCCGGACACGGAUCCGUUGGCAGAACCCGUGCAAUCCCGGGAAUCCCCUCGGAGGGCAUCCACCGGAUCGACCAGCGUGCGGGGUCCUGAAUACCAACCUGAUCGUUUUGAAGAUCCAGGCCGGCCCCGGCAAUCGCCUUCAAAGGUACUUGCUGGAUCUACUAAUGACCGGAGCCCUGAGUCUCGACCAGAUCGACAUGAAGAGCUGAGCCAAUCAGCGCCGAAUCGGGCCCUGAACUCACUCCCAAACGCAGCCAGAUCUACCAAUGUUCGUAGUCCUGGGCUUCAGCCUGGCCGGCUUGAAGCGCCGCGCCUUUCUGCGGAUUCGCCCACAAAGACAAUCGAGUCUAACGUUGCCGGGGGCUUGUCUGAUUCGCCCCCAACUUCACAAAGAUCCCUCGACAUCCAGCUGUCUGAGUACAGAUUCGAUGAACCCUCUGCACAAUUCCCCGUGAUCGAAGCGCGCGUCCCAUCCCCCGAUCUCUCUCGAAAAGCACCCAACAUUGGAAAGGCCCGUACUCCAGUCCGCAAGUCCAGAUUUUCCGAGGAAUUUGAUCACCCAUCCGCCGAUGAAAUGUUCUCACAGAUUCCUGACGCUGCCCCAAGCAGCUCCCUCAAUGCUCCUCCCCGACUUCCGCAUUUGCCUGGUGCAUUCGACACUCCAUCUAUGCCACCCGCAACCAUCCCUGCAGGCUCUCCUCACGUUUCUACUCAGCUCCCCCAGCUUCCUGGUGCAUUCCCUUCCUCUUCACACUCUGAGACACCCAACAUGAAGCCAUCAGCUCUCGAGCAGCUUGCCGCCCUGCGUGACGUGGCGAACCAGUCUCCCAAGGUGGUCACAGUUGAGGAAGCGGAAGCCGUGAUUUCAGAAUCGAUCCGUGGCCGGGUUGAUGAGCCGCGAAUCGGUGAUCGUCCCCAUGACAUUUCCCAAGACUUGCAAAUUCCGGACGUGACUCGUCCGCAACCGCAUAAUCUGGGCACCGAUACCCUCGUUGGCUUGCCUCAGCAGCCGGAAGCUCACGACCUUGGCAAGGAUACUAUCCUCAACUUGCCUGACCAGCAGCAUGAGCCUCACGGUCUGCAUGUAGAUCCCAAGGUUGCGCUUGCCGCCUCCAGGGCCAGAGACCAUCCCAUCGAGUCCGAUCCCCGCAUCAAUUCGCCCAAACCGAGCUCCAUCCGCGAUCACAGGAUUGCCGAAGACAAGCACCCCACGGUUCCCAGAACUGGCGGUCCUUUCAGGCAUGGCAUCCAUCUGGACCAGCGCGUCGCAACUCCUCCGGCCUUGGUGCGGCCGCAUGAUCUCCUCGAAGACAGACAAAUUGCCACACCAAGUCCUAGUCCUGGUGGUGAGAACCACAACCUUGCUUCCGACGCCAGGAAUGCGAGCCCAGGUCUGGGAUCAAAACUGGGAGGUCUAGCAGCUGGAAGACCGCACUCGCUUCGCCAUGAUAGUCACGUCGGGACGCCGAAACAUUCGGGAGAAAAUAUUCAUGAUUUGGUGUCUGAUGCCCGAGUGUCGUCGCGUGCUGAUCUUCCGUCGCCCGAUGCAAGGGCCGAUGCAAGGGUAUCAGCCGAGGCCGGGCAGGAUGCAAGGGUGUUGGCUAGGACCGGACCGGUGAGUCCACAGGCGAAGAGUCCGGAGCCGAGAAGUCCCCCGCCCAAGAGAGUGGCUGCUGCUAGUCCGUCUUUGAGCGCGUCCAGCAUCAGCAUUGGGACCAGAGCGCACCAGUUGCUGGAACACUUUUUGGAGAGAGAUCGGAGGGGCGCAGAGCGGAGAAGUGGGAGUAAGUCGUGA
Sordaria macrospora k-hell is the source of this 2736-nucleotide messenger RNA. RefSeq lists its product as uncharacterized. The record is from RefSeq and is a predicted model, not a curated record. NCBI's taxonomy places the organism in Eukaryota, Fungi, Ascomycota, Sordariomycetes, Sordariales, Sordariaceae.